Molecule: messenger RNA, 1330 nt
Organism: Acanthoscelides obtectus
Lineage: Eukaryota; Metazoa; Arthropoda; Insecta; Coleoptera; Chrysomelidae
Source: the annotation of a GenBank genome assembly
UCGGAUUUAUAUGUCACUUAGUAUAUAUACUACUAUACAAUAUGGAUCUACUCGUAUACCUAGUAAGUGUUGGAUCUUUUGGCGAAGCGACAAUGACUAAUAUAGAGUUUUAGCACUCACCAAACGAGUAUUUCGCUAUAUUAUCAUCUUCAGGGGAAGAUCAAAACAGGUUUAGUAUCCACCUGAAGAUGUUUGGCGAGUGGUAAAAAUCUGCAUUAGUUGUAUAGAGUUUUUCAGUAGACCAUAUCCGCUAGUUUGCUUUUCCUUGUCUGUCAUUGAGACUAGACCUAUACAGUCCUAAUAAUCGCUAGCCAGCACGAAACAAUAUUGGAUGGUCAUGAACACAGAGAUGGAAUGUAAACAGGUCAUAUUCAAGUAUGUUAUUCUUUGAAGCCAAACAAAAAUGGAAGAAGAUCGGAGGCUGGAGUUCAACUUUACAGCCCAGGAUGUUAUAGAUCAGGGCCGUACCAAAAGGGAGUACAUAGACGAAAUAAAGGAAUGGCUUCCAAAUUCAGGAGAUAAACUAGUUCCACCGGCUCUUGAAGAACAGAUGGUAAUUCUGUUCUUGUUAUCGUGCAAAAAUGAUGUAGAGUUUACUAAGAAAACCAUUUUGGCGUUCUACAGAUGCAAAAAGAAUGCGCCUGAAAUUCAUGAUAACAGGGACCUGAAGCGACUAGAUGUGAAGUUAGCAUUGAAUACAAUACACAUGUCCAGCAUACCUGAAAGGACAGAUGAUAAUUGUUCUAUUCAUUACUUCAAGUUGCAUGAUACCAGCUACCACAACUUCGAUUUAUAUGCAAUCAUGAAGAUCAGUUACAUGUUAGUGGACGUUACGCUGAAAAACAAUCCACCUGAUGGACUGAUAGUCAUCAUCGACAUGAAAGGAAUGGGGUUGAUGCACAUGACAAAGCUGAAAGUGGGGGCUAUAAAGAAGUAUUUCCAGUUUCUUCAAGAAGGCUUUCCAAUGAAACUGAGAGUCAUCUAUGUGAUAAACGCAGUUUAUUUUAUGGACAAAAUUAUGUCGAUAAUAAGAGUUUUCAUGAAAAGUGAACUUGUAGAUAUGCUGAAAAUAUACCCCGCUGAUAUGCCAAAUGAAAAACUCCAUGAAUUGGUUCCAAAGAAAUGCUGGCCGAGAGACUAUGGCGGAGACCUGCCUUCAGAAAGAGACCUCCAUGACUUUACAAUGGAUCAACUGAAGGAUCGACAAAAAUUUUGGGAAAUUGAAGAAUCCAUCAGGAAGGAGUGCCAGAAAUAACAACGAACUUAAUAUAAUUUAUAAUAUGUAAAAUAAAUAAUUAAGUAGAUGCUUUCUAACUUUGUGACUUUAUUA